This is a messenger RNA of Pungitius pungitius (ninespine stickleback), 4058 nucleotides long. RefSeq names its product multimerin 2a (gene mmrn2a). Gene Ontology annotation, molecular function: protein binding. Lineage: Eukaryota; Metazoa; Chordata; Actinopteri; Perciformes; Gasterosteidae. The coding region runs from base 4 to 3192 and encodes 1062 amino acids. The transcript has 11 exons. The record is from RefSeq and is a predicted model, not a curated record.
GACAUGACGGCUGUGAGGGAACUGGUGCUGGUGCUGGGCCUACUGGUGAGCGCCCGCUGUGAGGUCAGAGCGCGGGACCCCGAUGUGGACGAGGACGACGAGGAGUCGGGGCCAAAAGGAGGAGGAGGAGGAGGAGGAGGAGGAGGUGCGGGAGGAGCGGCGUCUCCCCCCAUCCUCGAGGGGCUUCACCCAAGGGCGUCGGAGACGUCCCCGCUGGGAGACAGAGGGAACCACCCAGCCCGGACCGGAAACUGGUGUGCGUUCGUGCAGAAGCGCGUGGUUACCGUGGCGGUGAAGUGUGGAACGGAGACGUACACCAUCAAGUCUCAGAGUCCGUGUCCGAGUGGGAAGUCCGACUGUCAGCUGGUCAUGUACAAGCUGUCCACCCGGCCGGUCUACAGGCAGAGGCAGCAGAUCUCCAGCGCUCUGCUGUGGCGCUGCUGCCCGGGGCACGGAGGACACAACUGUGAGGACUCAGUCUCUGGUGCACAGCUGGAUUCCGGAAGCUCGGCUCUGAUUGGAGGAUCUGACACCGUGAGGACGGAGCCCCUCGCUCCAGGUACGCGAGACGGUCUGCAGCGCGGCGACCCGGACCAAGAACAGAGCGACCACCAGGUCCCGUAUGGCGCCGGCUACCAUGACGACCGGCAGGGCCCCACGCCACCGGCCCCGGAGCCGGACCGCCGGCACGACCCCGACGCCGGGCCCAAUCCUCAGCGCCACCAGGCCCACCGACCCCACCAAAGGCCGCAUGCGCCGCAGCAGCAUCAGCUGCAUCAGCUGCAUCAGCUGCAUCAGCUGCACCGGCAGCAGGAACACCGACCCCCUGUCGAUGAGGUCGAUGCGGAGCCCCUCCUGUACCCAGAAGCCCCCGCUCCCCUCCCCGUCCCCCACAUGAUGGCCUUGGUCAUGUCCCAACUGCAGCCGGUCCUGCAGGGCUUCAACCGCUCGCUGGAGCAGCUGGGCCGGCAGGUGGGGGACCUGGCCCGGGACGUGGCCCGGCUGAAGGGCAGCGGGCCGGAGGAGGUGGAAGAGGAGGAGGAGGAGGAGGAGGAGAUGCAGUCCGGAGCAGCGGAGCAGCGCCUGGAUGCCAAACUGGAUGAGGUGUUUCAGCACGUCGAGGAGGUCCGGAGGCAGAUGGAGAGCCAGCGGACGGACGUGGAGAACAGGCUGCACUCCCAGCAUGCAAUGCUGCACUACAACCUGACCAGCUUCAAGAUGGACGUCGACGUGAAGCUGAAACGCCACCAGAAGAUGUUGCAGGUCAGCCUGCAGGCCAUGAACGCAACGCUGACCGAGCUGAAGCUGGACCAGGAUCAGCCCGCUGAGGAUCAGCUGGAGGAUCACCCCCCUCCGCCCCCCCGCCCACCGCUGCAGCCCCCCUACACCUCGGCCCUCUGGGAGGCCAUCGAGCGGCUGGACAACGUGGUGGUCAACAACUCCGUGAAGGUGGACGGCCUGACGGAGGACCUGGAGAUCAGCCUGGGGGAGGUCCAGCAGCUGAGGCGGGACGUCAAGGAGCUGGAGACGCACAUCAACGGGACGGCCAGGACCAGUCAGAUCCUGUUCAUGGAGACGGGGCUGGAGGUGGAGGCGGCGAGGGAGGCGGUGCUGACGCGGGUCGGCGAGCUGGCUCGGAACCUCAGCCGGCAGGGCGGGCUCCUCCAGGAGAUGGACGUGGACGUGGACUAUUUGUACGAGGCCUUCUACAAGCACAACUCCUCGGCCGGCUGCGACUGCAGCGGGCUGAAGGACGCCAUCGCUCUCCUGGGGAGGGGCGUGGCCAACGUGACGGAGCUGGCCAACGAUAACCGGCUAGCCCUGGAGGAGGGGGACGCCGAGGUGGCGCAGCGGUGGGGCGCAGCGGGCGACUGGGAGCCGGCAGUGGAGGCGCUCCAAUACGGCCUCCAGCAGGUGAAGGAGUCUCUGGCCUCAGAGCACAACAGGACCAGCAGUCUGGACCAAAGCCUGGCGCUGCUGAGCAGCUGGGCGCAGGCCGACCUCUCGGGCCUGAAGCUGGCCGACGCGGCGCUGGUGAAGGAGAUGCAACGCCUGUCCGGCUCCUUCACGUCGCUCCUGACGGACGUCGUCCGACACAGCGACGUGCUAGGGCUGCUGCUGGGGGAGGAGGUGCUGGAGUUCCUGCAGUGGACCGUCCGGGAUCAGGAGGCCACCUCCAUCCCAGCUCUGAAGAAGCAGCUGAGUCUCCUGCAGGAGCAACAGAGAAGGAACAGCCUGGACAUCACGUCGCUGCAGGGCAACAAGCCAGGAGGUCGUGAGGAGUUGCCAUCUGCUGACCAGCCCUCCUCCUCCUCCUCCUCCUCAUCGCAUCCUCACUCUGACGACUGGCUCCCUGGGAGCAUGAGGAGGAACAGCGGUGGAGUUCCGGCCCGCGAGCGCCAGCUCCUCCUCCGCCCGCAGCACGCAGGAGACGGCAGUGACCUGUGGAACCUGGAGAAAACGGUGGAGCAGCUGAAGCUGAAGGUGCUCCUGCUCGAGGAGAAGUCCUCCAACGCUUCGAACCAGAGGGAGGCGCAGGCCAGGCUCCAGUCGGAGGUGAUGUGGCUGAAGAGGGGCCUGGAGGAACACCUGAGGGUCUUCAAGAACGUCUUCAGUAACGCUGACGCGCUGGUGGGUUCCGACGCCACGCUGGAGCUCGACAAACUGUGGCAGCUGGUGAAGAACCGAGACGGGAAGAAGGAGAAGAAGAGUGGAGGAGGAAGAGGAGGUGCAAACCGUCGGAGCAGGAGGGACACGUCAGGUGCGGCUGAGGUCCCGCUCAGCCAAUCAGGAGACCCCCUGCUGCUGGUGGGCGGGUCUCCUGUGCGCGUGUCGAGCAGCGUCCUGGUGUUCCGGGCCUCGCUGAACCGGGGUCAGUGUUACUCCGACGGGGGCGCCUUCGCGGCCCCGCUGGACGGAAUCUACCUGUUCGUCCUCACCUUGGACCUGUAUCCCGGCCGCGCCCACGUGGUCCUGAGGAGGGGCUCGGGCGCCCCCCCGCGGGUCUUGCAACGGCGGGAGGCGUCGGCCGGCGGGGGGGCGGUCACCAACGUGGGCCUGCUGCGCCUCCGGAGGGGGGAGGAGGUGAAGCUGGAACUGAGGGGAGCGGCGAGGACGGCGGUGCGGACGGCGUCCGAGGACCAUGUGCUCAUGGUGCUGCUGCUCCACCGGGGGGGGGACUCUGGCAGUUAAAACAGAUUCAGACGCGCUUCAAGUUUCAAGGCACCCCUCGAUCCAUUAAACCGCCACUCUGUUCUCCAACUUGAGCUUCAAACUCGUUCGUGUUUCGUGUUUUUGUGUUCAGUGCAGGCAGUUUUUUUUGGUUUAGGUUAUUAUAAAAGAAAAGAACAACAUGACAGUAUUCAGUUUAAGUUUAAAUACAGAUUUCAGUGAUUUCAAAUGUUACAUUUUGAGGUCAAAAACAGAAAUGUAAUGAACCCAGAUUGCGAGAAACAAAUGAUUCCGGCACAGAACUAGAAACUGCUCUUUACUUUUUAGUUAUAAGUUAUUAUGUGACUACAAAGUGGGUGAAAACAGCCAGAGACACAAGACAUGUUUCCAAGUUCAUGCUAAGCUAAGCUAAGCUAAGCUAACCACAGAUCUGCUGCUGCUGUCAUCACAUCAUCUGGGUCUAAAGGGAUUUAUUUUCUAUUUUCUACAAAGAUAUGUUUGUAUCUAAAGUCACCUGUCAUGUGUAAUGUUUGUAAAGUACGUAGUGAGGUAAAGUAUGUUAUAUAUAUUUAUAUAAAGGACAAGCUGAGGCAUAAAUGAGUUUAGAGAAAAGUCAGAUGACAGAACAUUCUUAUCUAAAGUGUAACGUAAUACAAAUGUAUUUAGAGUGGAUCAUUUCAUGUAAAAAGUCUAUAAUGCCAUAUUAAAAAGAUGUCAUGACGUUCAAGACACACUGUAUUUAAGUUUAAAUUUUUAAAUUAAAUUUAAAUUUUGUAGGAGAGGGACAUCGAAAACACACUAAAAUGUGAAGUAUGUCAGAAAUUGAAGAAUUUAGUAUAACCUACAAAUGUAAAAUUUAAAAAUAUACUUCAUAUAAUAACGGUCAU